AUGGAUCAAAUGGAUGUUUGUUUUACAGAGAAGAUCAAGGACUGGAGCAACGUAGUUGUUGCCUAUGAACCAGUUUGGGCUAUUGGAACUGGUAAAGUUGCCACCCCAGCUCAGGCUCAGGAAGUGCACGCCUCCCUGAGGGAUUGGCUAAAGACCAACGUCAGCCCUGAGGUUGCUGAAUCUACUAGGAUCAUCUACGGAGGCUCUGUAACUACCGCGAACUACAAAGAGCUAGCAGCACAGCCUGAUGUCGAUGGUUUUCUUGUCGGUGGAGCUUCUUUGAAGACUACUUAAAUGUUCAUAACAUGG
This is a messenger RNA of Zea mays, 309 nucleotides long. Its product is annotated as triosephosphate isomerase, cytosolic. Gene Ontology annotation, cellular component: cytosol. NCBI's taxonomy places the organism in Eukaryota, Viridiplantae, Streptophyta, Magnoliopsida, Poales, Poaceae. Gene Ontology annotation, molecular function: triose-phosphate isomerase activity. The coding region runs from base 1 to 294 and encodes 97 amino acids. Gene Ontology annotation, biological process: glyceraldehyde-3-phosphate biosynthetic process; glycolytic process; glycerol catabolic process. The record is from RefSeq and is a predicted model, not a curated record. The transcript is spliced from 4 exons.